Messenger RNA from Nymphalis io (European peacock), 981 nucleotides. It is a transcript of the gene Naa40, whose product is annotated as N-alpha-acetyltransferase 40. Gene Ontology annotation, cellular component: nucleus. Gene Ontology annotation, molecular function: protein N-terminal-serine acetyltransferase activity; histone H2A acetyltransferase activity; histone H4 acetyltransferase activity. Lineage: Eukaryota; Metazoa; Arthropoda; Insecta; Lepidoptera; Nymphalidae. Bases 175 to 897 code for a protein of 240 amino acids. The record is from RefSeq and is a predicted model, not a curated record. The transcript has 5 exons.
CAAUCAGCGCUGUAUGUUAGUUAGUAUAUUGCUUGACGUAUCAUAAUUGUUGACCAUUGUCGUAAAUAAAAUAAAUCAAUUACUGUAAACAGCCGACUCUUACGGAAAUUAUAACAUAACAAAUUAUUUAAACAUUAUAAUAAAUAAAUUACUGAAUUUUUAUAAAAAAUAAAAAUGGGAAAAAAAACAGUUGCUUCAGUUACUAAAAGCAAAGAAAAACGUCAAGCGCGAAAGUUAGAACAGCGUCGCAUAGCUGAUGGAAUGUCAUAUGUUACCUCAGCAAACAAAUUGAAAGAGUUGGCUCCCUUGUGUAAGGAGUUGCUUGUCUAUAGUAACAAGGACUUAGAGAUAGACAUGUACAUCCAGAAGGUAUCAGAACUUGACAAAAAAGUCUUGGACUGGGCCAUCAAUCUGACAGAAAGAAACAUGAAAUCCUUGUAUGAAACAUGUGCAUGGGGCUGGAACAAGGAUGAUAAAGUGGAACAAAUGAUGGAUGACACAGCGUGGUACCUGAUAGCUAAGGAUAAAAAUAACAAACUUCAAGCAUUUUCACAUUUUAGAUUUGAUAUGGAUUUCGGUGAUCCAGUACUCUAUUGUUACGAGUUGCAAAUCGAGGCGGAAGGAAGGCGCCGCGGUCUGGGACAGCGUGUGAUGAGCGUACUCGAGCGGCUAGCGCAGGCAACGCGCAUGCGCUGCGUGCGGCUCACUGCGCUCACACACAAUCCAUCCGCCGCUGCAUUCUUCAAGGCUUGUGGAUACAGCCUCGACGAAACAAGUCCUCCAAAAGAAGAAAUUACACAUUACGAAAUCUUAAGUAAAGCUACCGAGGCGGCGGCAAUGGAAGAAGAUACUUUGACAGAACGACCAAAUACACGAACAGAACUUGCGGCCUCUUAAGAAUUGUUCGUAAUACUUUAAAUGAAAUUGAAGUUUCUUAUCAAUUUUCAAAGUUAAACAUGAGAAAUAAAACAAAUAAAUGAA